AUGUAUUUUUUGCGCACAUCCAACUCUGUUAAUGCGGCCAUUUUGGGCGAAUUUGAGGGUGCUCUGCGGGUGGCCCUCUCAGCAAUAUGUAACGAACCGUCGGGCAUUGCGGUGCACGACGGUAAGCGCCCUGAUGGGUGUACCUUGAUCCCUUGGAGAGCCGGCAGGUGCUUGGCGUGGGACGUUACCGUUCCGGGCACCUUUGCUGAGCGCUACGUGCAGCUUACUAGCAAAGAAAGCGGUUUGGCUGCAACCAGGGCAUCUGACGAGAAGAUCAAAAAGUACGACGGAGCUCUCCCCUCGAUGGAGUUUUUACCGAUUUGUAUCGAGGUCCUCGGCCCCAUGGACCGUAUCACCUCCGGGUUUUUCAAUCGGAUUUGUAAAAAUAUCAGUAUUAGAUCAGGCGAUAGUAGGGAAUAUUUUUUUGCUAUGAAUAAUAUCUCGUGCAUACUGCAGCGGUUUUUGCGCGUCUGUGUGUUGGAAAAUGUGGAGUUGAAUGUCGACGGGGUUGAAUGA
Helobdella robusta is the source of this 516-nucleotide messenger RNA. RefSeq lists its product as hypothetical. NCBI's taxonomy places the organism in Eukaryota, Metazoa, Annelida, Clitellata, Rhynchobdellida, Glossiphoniidae. The record is from RefSeq and is a predicted model, not a curated record. The coding region runs from base 1 to 516 and encodes 171 amino acids. The transcript is spliced from 2 exons.